AGGAAAAUUGUUUCAGUCAAAGCAACUUGCAUCUCAUAUGGACAACAUUGGUUUGGGCACAGCAGCUAGUUUGAUUGAUUUGGUGUUCUCUUGGUCCAUUCAGGAUGCCCUCAAUCCCAUUCUUUACAAAGGCCAGAUAAAGAAGAUCCCUACCACAUUCACAUCCACUGCACACUACUAUAGCUCCUUUGUAGCUCCUCUUGUUGAAGAAACACAUGCAGACUUGCUCUCGGCCAUGUCAAGGCUGUCUCGAGCACCUUCGUAUCAACUUCAUUCCAUCGAAAGCGAAACAAAUUACAGAGCUCCAACAGAUUUUUCUUACAAGAUUGUUUUGCGAAAACCUGGGAACUCUAAUCAGACCGAUGUAGUAACAUAUAAACCGCAGGCCGGGGAUCUUGCCGCUUUAACCGAUGUAAAACCGACGUGCAUCAGCGACUUGAACAGGCCGAAAAUGCCUUAUAUUCUUGCAUAUGUUCAAUCCGUAGAUGACGGUAAACUCUCUGUUCGGUCAUCGAAACCAAUCAUGAUCGAACAAGAUAUGCAAAGAAACAAACACAUUGAUCUCUUCUUUGUGUUUUUAAUUAAUUUGACGACGAAUGUUCGUAUAUGGAACGCGUUGCACCCGAAUCCGAUAUUAGCGGACCUGCCGAUAAUCAACAAAGUUAUUCAAAUGAAUGACGAAAAAGAAUGUGCCGUGUGCUUAUCGGAAAACGACUCGGUUAUGAUCCCUUGGAUCAAAUCUUACAAUUUAAAUGAUUCCCAAGAAGCUGCAAUUACAAGUUGCAUUAAAACAUGGAGAUGUAACCAUCAAAAUGGUCAUGUUAAGCUCAUAUGGGGUCCUCCAGGGACAGGGAAGACUAAAACAAUUGGUUUAUUGUUGUUAGUUCUUCUAAGAAUGAAAUGCCGAACGAUUACAUGCGCUCCGACGCUCAUUGCGGUAAUGGAAUUGGCAUCUCGGGCUAUGAGAUUAGUUUCUGGGACACUCGAAUACGAAACAUAUGGACUCGGAGAUAUAGUUUUAUUUGGGAGUAGCGAACGAAUGGGAAUGGAUGAUCAUGAGAACUUAUUCCAUGUAUUUCUAGACUAUCGUGUUGAGAUGUUGAAAAAGUGUUUUUCACCGAGUACCGGGUGGAACGCUAGUUUAUCAUCGAUGAUAGAUUUACUCGAAGAUCCACGAGGACAAUACGGUCGAUACGUAACACAUCGAGAGCUUGGAAUUAAUCAAGAUGAAAUGGAUGAUCCUUUAAGUUUAGAAGGAUUUAUAAAGAAGAGAUUUUUUCAAUACAAUGAGCAACUCAAAUUUUGUGUUGUAAACUUAUACACUCACUUACCAACUGCUCGAAUUUCGUUACAAGUUGUGACCGACAUGAUGGUAGCUCUCGAUUUACUUCGAUUCAUCGAGACUUUGUUGAAUCGUUACGAUUACGGAGAUGAAAGAUUGAGUACCGCAACAAAAACUUGCCUCCCCGUACUCGAAUCACUCGCUCGUUCCUUCCGAGUUCCGGAAUAUAUACACAAGUUCAUGAUCAAAACCUUGUGUUUGGACAACGCGUACCUCUUGUUCUGCACCGCGUCGAGCUCAUCGAAACUACAUACCGAAAGAACACAAGAGUUAGACCUUUUGGUUAUCGACGAAGCUUCUCAACUCAAAGAAUGUGAAUCCACCAUUCCGUUCCAAAUUCCCGGUUUGCGCCAAGUUGUUCUCGUAGGAGACGAACGGCAACUUCCGGCGAUGAUACGAAGCAAGAUUUCGGGUGAAGCUGAAUUUGGAAGAAGUAUGUUUGAAAGGCUUGUUUUUUUAGGAAAAAAGAAACAUUUGUUCAAUGUUCAAUAUAGGAUGCAUCCAGCUAUAAGUUCAUUUCCAAAUAAAGAAUUUUAUGAUGGGUUAAUUAUGGAUGCUCCAAUGGUGAAACAUAGAAGCCAUGAGAAGGAUUUUUUGCAUGGGAAUAUGUAUGGUGCUUAUUCAUUCAUUAAUAUAGCAUAUGGAAAGGAACAAUUUGGUCAUCUUCUUAGUAAAAUGAAUAUGGUGGAGGUUGCAGUGGUUUGCAGCAUUGUUAGAAUCCUCUUCAAAGAGUUCAAUGCCACAAAACAAAGGGUGAGCAUUGGGGUUAUAUCACCCUACGCAGCUCAAGUACAUGCAAUAGAAGAGAAGCUUAAACAGACAUACAGUGGAUGUUGUUGUUCUUCAGACAGUGGGUUCAGUGUUAGGGUUCGAUCAGUUGAUGGGUUCCAAGGAGGUGAAGAAGAUGUCUUAAUCAUCUCUACUGUUAGGUCCAACUUAAAUGGAUCUGUUGGUUUUCUAUCUAAUCGACAGAGGGCAAACGUUGCUUUGACACGUGGAAGGCACUGCCUUUGGAUAUUAGGUAACGAAACAACCUUCAUUAAAAGCAGUUCAGUAUGGACCAAACUAGUCCUCGACGCCAAAGCGAGGGGAUGUUUCUUCAAUGCCCACGAAGACAAGCAUUUAAAUGAAGUCAUUACCACAACCUUGAUCGACCUUCAACAAUUCGACAUUCUAUUAACCAUGGAUUCUCCAUUGUUCAAGCAUGCAAAAUGGAAGAUUUGCUUCAGCAAAGACUUGAAAAAAUCAAUGUCUAACAUAAAGAAUAAAGAGGUACAUAAACAGACGAUUAAGGUGAUGGAAAAGCUUGCUAGUGGAUGGCGUGAUGAUGAGAAGAAGAAGAUGAUAGUGGGGGAUGAUGAUGGUUGUUGUUUUGGGCUGUUGCAGGUGAGUUUAAUAGGGGAUGGUGAGUUGAGUCUGGUUUGGAGUGUGGAACUGGAAAUGGUGAAGGGGAAUUCAGAGUGGGUCAUUCAAGUUUUGAAGGUUUGGGAUGUAUUGCCAUUGUUGGAUGUAGCUAAGGUUGCACAAAAGCUCCAUAUUUUAUUUGCAGAAUAUACAGUGGAGAAGAUCAGUAGGUGCAGAUAUGAGUGCACGGAAGGGAAUUUGGUAGUUCCAAUGAAAUGGGUAGUGGAAGACAACCCUAUUGAGGGGCAAGAAGAUGAUAGAAUGCAGUGCCUAUCAACAUCUGGGGAUGCGCAUUCCAAUUUGAAUCCCAGUUCCAGUUCCAGUUCCAGUUCCAGUUCCAAUUUGAAUCCCAAUUCCAAUUCCAGCUCCCUGGGUUUUCAUUAUGCCAUAGCCAUUGCUAUCAUUGCCAUCUUUGUAUCCAAAUAUCUACCUUGGCCAAUCUUUUUUAGCAUUACUUUUUUUAUUUUUAUUUUAGCUUUCCUAAUCCAACAUUUAGGGUUCUCUCUCUGAGAAUUAUAUUAACUUGUUAUGGCUUAUCACUGUGUGUUUCUUUUUUCUUUUAAAGAGAAAAAGAGGGUUCUAAUGGCCCUCUCUUGUGGGGGAAAUUCUAAUGAAAAUUUAAGAGUUGUGAAGGUUUUUUUAUUUA
Gossypium raimondii (Peruvian cotton) is the source of this 3392-nucleotide messenger RNA. RefSeq lists its product as uncharacterized. Lineage: Eukaryota; Viridiplantae; Streptophyta; Magnoliopsida; Malvales; Malvaceae. Gene Ontology annotation, molecular function: helicase activity. The coding region runs from base 38 to 3256 and encodes 1072 amino acids. The transcript has 6 exons. The record is from RefSeq and is a predicted model, not a curated record.